AUGUCUGCUGCUGCUGAUAGAUUAAACUUAACCUCUGGCCAUUUGAACGCCGGUAGAAAGAGAAGUUCUUCUUCUGUUUCUUUGAAGGCCGCUGAAAAGCCUUUCAAGGUCACCGUCAUUGGUUCCGGUAACUGGGGUACCACCAUUGCAAAGGUCGUUGCUGAAAACUGUAAGGGUUACCCAGAGGUUUUCGCUCCAGAAGUUCAAAUGUGGGUGUUUGAAGAAGACAUUAACGGUGAAAAACUUACCGAAAUCAUAAAUACCAGACACCAAAACGUCAAGUACCUGCCAAAUAUCACUCUUCCAGACAACCUGGUCGCCAACCCAGAUUUGAUUGACUCCGUUAAGGACGUCGACAUUCUAGUGUUCAACAUCCCACAUCAAUUUUUGCCACGUAUCUGUGGCCAAUUGAAGGGUCACGUCAGCUCUCACGUCAGAGCUAUCUCCUGUUUGAAGGGUUUCGAAGUCGGUGCCAAGGGUGUCCAAUUGUUGUCCUCUUACAUCACCGAAAACCUAGGCAUCCAAUGUGGUGCUUUAUCCGGUGCUAACAUUGCCACAGAGGUCGCCCAAGAACAUUGGUCUGAAACUACAGUUGCCUACCACAUUCCAAAGGACUUUAGAGGUGAGGGUAAGGAUGUCGACCACAAGGUCUUGAAAGCCUUGUUCCACAGACCUUACUUCCACGUCAGUGUCAUUGAAGAUGUCGCCGGUAUCUCCAUCUGUGGUGCUUUGAAGAACGUCGUCGCCUUGGGUUGCGGUUUCGUCGAAGGUCUAGGCUGGGGUAACAACGCUUCUGCCGCCAUUCAAAGAGUCGGUCUGGGUGAGAUCAUAAGGUUCGGCCAAAUGUUUUUCCCAGAAUCUAGAGAAGAAACCUACUAUCAAGAAUCCGCUGGUGUUGCUGACUUGAUCACCACCUGUGCCGGUGGUAGAAACGUCAAGGUUGCUAGAUUAAUGGCUACUUCUGGUAAGGAUGCCUGGGAGUGUGAAAAAGAGUUGUUGAACGGCCAAUCCGCUCAAGGUUUGAUCACCUGUAAGGAAGUCCACGAAUGGUUAGAAACCUGUGGGUCCGUUGAAGACUUCCCAUUGUUCGAAGCCGUCUACCAAAUCGUUUACAACAACUACCCAAUGAAGAACCUGCCGGAUAUGAUUGAAGAAUUAGAUCUACACGGAGAAUAG
Molecule: messenger RNA, 1176 nt
Organism: Saccharomyces eubayanus
Lineage: Eukaryota; Fungi; Ascomycota; Saccharomycetes; Saccharomycetales; Saccharomycetaceae
Gene: GPD1
Product: glycerol-3-phosphate dehydrogenase (NAD(+)) GPD1
Exons: 1
Coding region: 1-1176 (391 amino acids)
Biological process (GO): glycerol-3-phosphate catabolic process; carbohydrate metabolic process
Cellular component (GO): nucleus; cytosol; glycerol-3-phosphate dehydrogenase (FAD) complex
Molecular function (GO): protein homodimerization activity; glycerol-3-phosphate dehydrogenase [NAD(P)+] activity; NAD binding
Source: RefSeq, a predicted model, not a curated record